Molecule: messenger RNA, 930 nt
Organism: Lates calcarifer (barramundi perch)
Lineage: Eukaryota; Metazoa; Chordata; Actinopteri; Centropomidae
Product: olfactory receptor 142-like
Exons: 1
Coding region: 1-930 (309 amino acids)
Biological process (GO): G protein-coupled receptor signaling pathway
Cellular component (GO): membrane
Molecular function (GO): G protein-coupled receptor activity; olfactory receptor activity
Source: RefSeq, a predicted model, not a curated record
AUGAUGAACUCUACACAGGUUUCAUAUUUCACACUUGCUGCCUACUUUGACACUGGAACUUUUAAGUACUUCUAUUUCAUGAUUGUUCUCUCUUUAUACAUUUUUAUUGUCAGCAUAAACAUUUUCCUGAUAGUGAUUAUCUGUAUGAACAGAAGUUUACAUGAACCUAUGUACCUGUUUCUGUGCAGCCUGUUUGUAAAUGAACUGUAUGGUAGUACAGGGUUGUUUCCAUCUCUUAUGGUUCAGAUCCUCUCUGACAUUCACACUGUUCCUGCUUCUUUUUGUUUCCUGCAGAUUUAUUGUGUUCACACGUAUGGAGCUGUAGAAUAUUUAAACUUAGCCAUCAUGUCUUAUGACAGAUACCUCGCUAUCUGUUAUCCUCUACAAUAUAACACACGUAUCACAUCUAACAAGAUUGCCAUGCUUAUAGCUGUAACAUGGCUCUACCCUUUGCUUGCAUGUAUUGUCACAAUAUAUUUGAAUUCCCAUUCACAGCUGUGUGGGAACAUCAUUUACAAAGUUUACUGUGAUAGUCACUCUGUUGUCAAGCUUGCAUGUUCAGAAUCCCUUGUAGCUAAUAUAUAUGGGCUUAUUGCAUCUUUCGGCACAAUCUUUGGUGCUUUGAUUUUUAUUAUAUUCACUUACAUUAAAAUUUUUCUAGUUUGUUUCUCUGGUUCUAAGCAGACCAGACAAAAAGCUGUCAGUACCUGCACACCUCACCUUGCUUCUAUCAUUAACUUUUCUGUUGGGGCUAGCUUUGAAUUAUUACAGAGCAGGUUUAACAUGACAAGAGUCCCAAAUAUGUUGCGAAUUUUCUUAUCAUUAUACUGGCUUACAUGCCAGCCACUCUUCAACCCUGUAAUGUAUGGCCUGAAUCUGUCCAAAAUCCGUAUGACUGGUAAAAGUCUGAUAUCAAAUGUAGGCUAUUAA